Grus americana (Whooping crane) is the source of this 9627-nucleotide messenger RNA. RefSeq names its product small nuclear ribonucleoprotein U5 subunit 200 (gene SNRNP200). Lineage: Eukaryota; Metazoa; Chordata; Aves; Gruiformes; Gruidae. The transcript is spliced from 45 exons. Gene Ontology annotation, cellular component: nucleus. Gene Ontology annotation, molecular function: ATP binding; nucleic acid binding; ATP hydrolysis activity. The record is from RefSeq and is a predicted model, not a curated record. Bases 3014 to 9424 code for a protein of 2136 amino acids.
UUAUAAAACAGGUUUAAUCUUCCAUAGUAAAUGGCAACAAUAUAACAUAAAAACCCCCACAGUACACUGGCAUUGAAAUUAAGUAUUUUAUCAGCAAUACAUUUCUACAAAACAUUUAUCUCCACAAUAAUUAUUCAGUCAGAUAGCACAAGGGUGCCCAGGCAUAUUCACGGUGUGAAUGGUGUCAUAAAACACAUAUAUUGCCCUGGGGACACUUUUUUGCUGUUCCAUAUCUAGCAGAAUUCUCUGCUUCCUUUUCACAGUUCCAAAGCAUUCAUGGAGCCGCUAUAUGCAAUUGCUCACACAGAAAACAAUAUUAGAAAGGGUAUGAAUGUGUUUUUUUAAUACAGUUAGGAACAAGGGGCGAAAACCAUAACCCUAUGACCAUUUAGUUCUGUAGAAAUCAACAACUCAAUGAAAGAAAAGCCAUCAGUAUUACAGCUUUUUCAUAGACAAAUACCACUUUGAGAGAGUAGUUUAAAUCAGCCCGCCAGUUAUGAAAGUAAUCUUUCUUGAAUUUAUAAAAAUAGAGUUCUUCUUCCAGCAUCAAAUGCUCUUUUACUCUAAUAAAAUAGCAAAAGAAUAAAAUACAAUGAUUAAAACAAAGUGUGGGAAUUUAGAAGCCCUAGAUUAUAUCCCAGGCUCUGAAAAUUUCUUUAACACAAAGAUUGAGAAAAAAAAAAAAAAAAAGAUUUUGCUUUUUACCUUCACAGCAAUUAGCCAUGGAAUAUAGUUUUAAACAGCAAUGCCACCUCAACAGUUCUUCCUCUACAAGUUCGAGUGUCCUUUCAAAAAACAGUGAAAUCGAUUCCUUUAAGCCCAUUUUCUGUAUAUUCCUCGGCCUGUCCUUUAGGCUGACACUGUGAAGAAUGGAAAGGAAAUGACUUCGGUAUUUUUGAAGCAAGAGUUACUUGCUGCUUGCUCUUCAUCCUUCUUAAUUUGUAAAGCUCAAGUCAGUAGCUGAGGGAGCUUUAAAUAACCCAGAGUUUAACUAGGUAGAAGACUCAGACACAUACACAGCUUUCCUUCUCUAAGGAUGAGUUUGUAACGGCCGUGUCUUGUGGGAGGUUCUGCUCCCUUUCAGUCACCUGUAAAGAGAUCGUGUCUGAACCUCAGCGGAUGGACAUCUGCACGGGAACACUGGCAUUGCUGGAGAACUGCCCAUUUCCAGCAGCUGACAACGUGUGUUCUGCUGUUUCCUGAAAUCUGCUGACUUCGCUCGUGGCAUUUUAUGGCAGGCUUCAUUCGGGUAGCUCGGACCUCAUCAGAUCGGUUCUUGACAGGACAAGGUAACAAAUCUUUAUCUUCCCAGGCUUUGUAAGAAAUGCUUGAAGUACUAAAGGUCUACUUCUAUAAAACGUUUUUUUGUUCUUUUGUUCCCUGGAAAUAGUCACAAAUUCUAAUCCCGCAAUUUUGAUUAUGAGAUUUUUACCCACGACCACUGACUUGCAAAACUUUUUGUUGUCCCUUUAAUUGGGUUCGUUAGCCCGGUGUGCAGUAAGCCAAUCUGACACGCAGAGACGCGAUAUCGUUUAUUCCCUGUUUGCGCAAAGAUGGGUGCUAGGCAGUUUCCCACAAAGCUGGCGCACCAUUACAGUUCCAUCCUGUAUUUACACGGUUCUGCCUGCUGUUCACACCUUCCAAACUACAGUUGGUGAACUCUUUGCUCGCUUCGAUUUAAAGACAGCACCUUCUAAAUUCACUAUGCACAUUCAUUGAGUAGGGGUCUGUACCUGGCAGGGGGUGUUGGUAGCACUGGAGGUGUGGUUUCCAUAUUAGAAUGAGCCAGUUCACUCUGGGGACACCGAUUAGAGGAAUAUCGCUGACUUUUGGCUCUGAAGGACGUAUAUCUUGUCGUUAACAAGCGUUCCUCUGUUCGAAGUUCCUUCGCUACAUCUUCUCUAAGUACACCUCCUUCUAAUUCAACACAUUUGCGGGUUCCAAGGACAGCCUGCUGCUCUCGGACCCCCGGUUCUGUAACCGAAUGGAUAACCAAGGUGAUGGGAAGGGAACGUUCUGAGCAGAACGGUGUGGCGAUGGUUGGGUGGUUGCGUUUCUUUGAUGUUGCUAACCAAUUUGUGGCUGCCAGUUAUGUCCAUUGUACAGCCCCAGCCUGACACGGACGAUAGAAUAAAGUACGUAGCUGGCAGUGGGUACAAGUAAUAUUUUUUGUCAAAAUCAUAUCCUUCGACUGAACUUUGCUCAUUAUAAUCUAAUUCUAACACCAAACCACACCUCCACUCUAAAAGCUACCCGCCUUCGAGGUAGGACCACCCCUCACCGAGCAUCCUCUUUGAAUUUCUCUAAGCACACGGCUUUAAAUCGAAGCGAGAAAACUUUUCACCCAUCACAAUAAGGUAACCACGUGAUGUCAAUGUAAUUUUGCAGUGAGUUUGUAAGCUAAGGGUAUAAACGUGUAAGGGAUUAAAGGCUAGGUGCGCGUUAGGAGGAGAGAUCCCCCGCGCACCCAGCGCUGACUAAACCAAGGUCGGCCUUCUCCGCUGCGCUCCUGUUUGGGAAGUUUUCAUCGCCGUUCAGCGCGGUAACGGUCCUGCUCUGCUCAAGUGACAACGCGCACGCGCUCGGAGCGUUGGCUCCUCCUUUCGCCCUUCACACGACGCUCUCGUCGAACCUGCGGCAGCUCCUCCAGACGGGGAAUUGCAAGCUAACCGCUGCCGGGCCUUCUCCCGGCCUUCCCGAAGGAAGACGGAAGCAAGAUAAAACGAUUUCGAUAUCCAGCUGCUGGGACGGGGCCCGGCAUCGCCACCUGAACUACGUCAGUCACGUCAUCUCCAGCUGGAACCCACGUCACGGCCCGUUACGGAGAAUAACACUUUAAACCUCACAACCUCACGACACCGGCCAACGCCCUCACGAGGAACAGGCCCGGCUCCCCACCGGAAGCGCUUCCGGGUCGCGGCGCCGCGCCGGCCGGACUUACUUCCGCUUGCCCCGGAAGUGCCGUUCCGCGGCCUGACCCGGUGCGCGGCGCGGCCUGCGGUCCGGCGGUGCCAUGGCGGACGUGACCGCGCGGAGCCUGCAGUACGAGUACAAGGCGAACUCCAACCUCGUUCUCCAAGCCGACCGCUCGCUGAUCGACCGGACCCGGCGGGAUGAGCCGACGGGAGAGGUUCUGUCCUUGGUGGGCAAACUGGAGGGGACGCGCAUGGGGGACAAGGCGCAGAGAACCAAACCCCAGAUGCAGGAGGAGAGACGAGCAAAGAGAAGGAAGCGUGACGAGGACAGACACGACAUCAACAAGAUGAAGGGUUACACCCUGCUCUCCGAGGGCAUCGAUGAGAUGGUGGGCAUCAUCUACAAACCCAAAACCAAGGAGACCCGCGAGACCUACGAGGUGUUGCUGAGCUUCAUUCAGGCGGCUCUUGGGGACCAGCCACGCGACAUCCUCUGCGGAGCCGCCGACGAGGUCCUGGCGGUGCUGAAGAACGAGAAGCUGCGCGAUAAGGAGAGGAGGAAGGAGAUCGAUCUGCUGCUGGGGCAGACCGAUGAUACUCGCUACCAUGUGCUGGUGAACCUGGGGAAGAAGAUCACGGAUUACGGCGGAGACAAGGAAAUCCAGAACAUGGAUGACAACAUCGAUGAGACGUAUGGGGUGAACGUGCAGUUCGAGUCUGACGAGGAGGAAGGCGAUGAGGACAUUUACGGCGAAGUGCGUGACGAGGCAUCUGAUGAUGACAUGGAGGGAGAUGAAGCCGUUGUCCGUUGCACCCUCUCGGCCAAUCUUGUGGCAUCCGGUGAGCUGAUGAGUUCGAAGAAGAAGGAUUUGCAUCCUCGAGACAUCGACGCCUUUUGGCUCCAACGGCAGCUGAGCCGCUUCUACGACGAUGCCAUUGUUUCCCAGAAGAAAGCAGAUGAAGUGCUGGAGAUUUUGAAGACUGCAAGCGAUGACCGGGAAUGUGAGAACCAGCUUGUUCUGCUCCUGGGCUUUAACACCUUCGACUUCAUUAAAGUCCUGCGGCAACACCGGAUGAUGAUCCUGUACUGUACUUUGCUGGCCAGCGCACAAAGCGAAGCCGAAAAAGAAAGGAUAAUGGGGAAGAUGGAAGCGGAUCCUGAGCUGUCAAAGUUCUUGUAUCAGCUGCACGAGACAGAGAAGGAAGACCUCAUCCGGGAGGAACGUUCUCGCCGGGAACGUGUUCGUCAGUCCCGGAUGGAUACUGACUUGGAAACCAUGGAUCUGGACCAAGGAGGAGAGGCAUUGGCUCCGCGGCAGGUGCUGGACUUGGAGGAUCUGGUGUUUGCCCAAGGUAGUCACUUCAUGGCCAACAAGCGAUGCCAGCUCCCUGAUGGCUCCUUCCGCAGACAGCGCAAGGGCUAUGAGGAGGUGCACGUGCCUGCCCUGAAGCCAAAGCCUUUUGGCUCCGAAGAGCAAUUAGUUUCUGUGGAAAAGUUGCCCAAAUACGCCCAGGCUGGAUUCGAGGGCUUUAAAACACUGAACCGUAUUCAGAGCAAACUCUAUCGUGCUGCGCUGGAGUCGGAUGAGAACUUGCUGCUGUGUGCUCCCACGGGCGCUGGGAAGACAAACGUGGCGCUCAUGUGCAUGUUGCGAGAAAUAGGGAAACACAUUAAUAUCGACGGAACCAUCAACGUGGACGAUUUCAAGAUUAUCUACAUUGCGCCCAUGAGGUCCUUGGUGCAGGAGAUGGUGGGCAGCUUCGGGAAGCGCCUGGCGACUUAUGGCAUCAACGUGGCUGAGCUGACUGGAGAUCACCAGCUGUGCAAGGAGGAAAUCAGCGCUACCCAGAUCAUCGUCUGCACCCCGGAGAAGUGGGACAUCAUCACCCGCAAGGGAGGAGAACGUACCUACACCCAGUUGGUGCGACUGGUCAUCCUGGAUGAGAUCCACCUACUGCACGAUGACCGAGGGCCUGUCCUGGAGUCUUUGGUGGCCAGAGCCAUCCGCAACAUCGAGAUGACUCAGGAGGACGUGAGGCUCGUUGGCUUGAGCGCCACCCUCCCCAACUACGAGGACGUGGCUACGUUCCUGCGAGUGGACCCCGCCAAGGGCUUGUUCUAUUUCGAUAACAGCUUCCGACCAGUGCCCCUAGAGCAGACUUACGUGGGGAUUACAGAGAAGAAAGCAAUCAAACGCUUCCAGAUAAUGAAUGAGAUUGUUUAUGAGAAGAUUAUGGAGCAUGCUGGAAAGAACCAGGUGCUGGUAUUUGUUCACUCCAGGAAGGAGACUGGGAAAACCGCCCGGGCCAUCAGGGAUAUGUGCCUGGAGAAAGAUACCCUGGGCCUCUUCUUGCGGGAGGGCUCAGCCUCCACCGAGGUCCUGAGGACGGAAGCUGAGCAGUGCAAGAACCUGGAGCUGAAGGACCUCCUUCCUUACGGCUUCGCCAUUCACCACGCUGGGAUGACACGAGUGGACCGGACGCUGGUGGAAGAUCUGUUUGCUGACAAGCACAUCCAGGUGCUGGUCUCCACAGCUACGCUGGCCUGGGGCGUGAACCUCCCUGCUCACACCGUCAUCAUCAAGGGGACGCAGGUGUACAGCCCUGAGAAGGGGCGCUGGACCGAGCUGGGCGCUCUGGACAUCCUACAGAUGCUGGGGCGUGCUGGGAGGCCUCAGUAUGAUACCAAAGGAGAGGGGAUCCUCAUCACAUCCCACGGCGAGCUGCAGUAUUACCUGUCCCUGCUCAACCAGCAGCUCCCCAUCGAGAGUCAGAUGGUGUCGAAGCUCCCAGACAUGCUGAAUGCAGAGACCGUGCUCGGCAACGUCCAGAACGCAAAGGAUGCAGUGAAUUGGCUGGGCUAUACCUACCUGUACAUCCGAAUGCUGCGCUCCCCCACUCUCUAUGGGAUAUCGCACGACGAUCUGAAGGGAGAUCCGCUGCUGGACCAGCGCCGCCUGGAUCUGGUUCACACGGCAGCCCUCAUGUUGGACAAGAACAACCUGGUGAAGUACGACAAGAAGACGGGGAACUUCCAGGUGACAGAGCUGGGUCGCAUCGCCAGCCACUACUACAUCACCAACGAGACGAUGCAAACUUACAAUCAGCUCCUGAAACCUACCCUGAGUGAAAUUGAGCUGUUUCGGGUCUUCUCGCUGUCCUCAGAGUUCAGGAACAUCACCGUGAGGGAGGAGGAGAAGCUCGAGCUUCAGAAGUUGCUGGAGCGUGUUCCCAUCCCAGUGAAGGAGAGCAUAGAGGAGCCCAGUGCCAAGAUCAACGUGCUCCUCCAGGCCUUCAUCUCCCAGCUGAAGCUGGAAGGGUUUGCUCUCAUGGCAGACAUGGUGUACGUUACCCAGUCUGCUGGGCGGCUGAUGCGUGCCAUCUUCGAGAUCGUCCUGAACCGUGGCUGGGCCCAGCUCACCGACAAGACCCUUAACCUCUGCAAGAUGAUUGACAAACGGAUGUGGCAGUCCAUGUGCCCUUUGCGCCAGUUCAAGAAACUGCCUGAAGAAGUGGUGAAGAAAAUCGAGAAGAAGAAUUUCCCAUUUGAGCGACUCUACGACUUGAACCAUAACGAAAUCGGGGAACUGAUCCGAAUGCCCAAGAUGGGUAAGACAAUCCACAAAUACGUUCAUCUGUUUCCAAAACUGGAACUCUCGGUCCACUUGCAGCCUAUUACCCGCUCUACCCUGAAAGUAGAGCUCACCAUUGCCCCUGACUUCCAGUGGGAUGAAAAGGUACACGGUUCGUCUGAAGCUUUCUGGAUCCUGGUGGAGGAUGUGGACAGCGAAGUGAUCCUGCACCAUGAGUAUUUCCUGCUGAAAGCCAAGUACGCGCAGGACGAGCACCUUGUCACCUUCUUCGUGCCUGUGUUUGAGCCGCUGCCCCCGCAGUACUUCAUCCGGGUGGUCUCUGACCGCUGGCUCUCCUGUGAGACCCAGCUGCCUGUUUCCUUCCGCCACCUGAUCCUCCCUGAGAAGUACCCUCCUCCCACCGAGCUGCUGGAUCUGCAGCCGCUGCCCGUGUCGGCUCUGCGAAACAGUGCCUUUGAGAGCCUCUACCAGGACAAAUUCCCUUUUUUCAACCCUAUCCAGACUCAGGUGUUUAACACGGUGUAUAACAGCGAUGACAACGUGUUCGUGGGUGCCCCCACGGGAAGCGGAAAGACCAUUUGUGCUGAAUUCGCCAUCCUGAGGAUGUUGCUCCAGAACUCGGAGGGACGCUGUGUGUACAUCACUCCCAUGGAGGCCUUGGCAGAGCAGGUCUUCUUGGACUGGUACGAAAAGUUCCAAGAGCGUCUCAAUAAGAAGGUGGUUUUGCUGACAGGAGAGACCAGCACCGACCUGAAGUUGUUGGGCAAAGGGAACAUCAUCAUCAGCACCCCAGAGAAAUGGGACAUCCUCUCGCGACGCUGGAAACAGCGCAAGAACGUCCAGAACGUCAACCUCUUCAUCGUGGACGAAGUGCAUCUCAUCGGGGGUGAAAAUGGGCCGGUGCUGGAGGUCAUCUGCUCCCGCAUGCGCUACAUCUCCUCCCAAAUCGAGCGACCAAUCCGUAUCGUGGCCCUGAGCUCGUCCCUGUCCAACGCCAAGGACGUGGCUCACUGGCUGGGCUGCAGCGCCACUUCCACCUUCAACUUCCACCCCAACGUCCGUCCCGUGCCCCUGGAACUGCACAUUCAGGGUUUCAACAUCAGCCACACGCAGACUCGCCUGCUCUCCAUGGCCAAACCCGUCUACCACGCCAUCAUGAAGCACUCGCCCAAAAAGCCAGUCAUCGUCUUUGUCCCGUCCCGCAAGCAAACGCGGCUCACAGCCAUCAACAUCCUCACCACGUGCGCCUCAGAUGUCCAGAGGCAAAGGUUCCUGCACUGCGCAGAGAAGGAUCUGGUACCGUACCUGGACAAGCUGAACGACAACACUCUGAAGGAGACGCUUGUCAAUGGGGUGGGCUACCUGCACGAGGGGCUGACCGCCAUGGAACGGCGGGUGGUGGAGCAGCUUUUCAGCUCCGGUGCCGUUCAGGUGAUGGUUGCAUCCCGCAGCCUCUGCUGGGGUAUGAACAUCUCCGCUCACCUGGUGAUCAUCAUGGACACGCAGUACUACAACGGCAAGAUCCACGCGUACGUGGAUUACCCCAUCUACGACGUGCUGCAGAUGGUGGGACAUGCUAACCGCCCGCUGCAGGACGACGAGGGUCGUUGUGUCAUCAUGUGCCAGGGAUCCAAGAAGGAUUUCUUCAAGAAAUUCCUCUACGAGCCCCUGCCGGUGGAGUCGCACUUGGACCACUGCAUGCACGAUCACUUCAACGCCGAGAUCGUCACCAAGACCAUUGAAAACAAGCAGGACGCGGUGGACUACCUCACUUGGACAUUCCUGUAUCGCAGGAUGACGCAGAAUCCAAACUACUACAACCUGCAAGGCGUGUCGCACAGGCAUCUCUCAGAUCACCUCUCUGAGCUGGUGGAACAGACCCUCAGCGACCUGGAACAGUCCAAGUGCAUCAGCAUCGAGGACGAGAUGGACGUGGCUCCUCUGAACCUGGGGAUGAUCGCCGCCUAUUACUACAUCAACUACACCACCAUCGAGCUCUUCAGCAUGUCCCUCAACGCCAAGACCAAGGUGCGAGGGCUGAUUGAAAUCAUCUCCAACGCUGCCGAGUACGAGAACAUCCCCAUCAGGCACCAUGAGGACAACCUGCUGCGGCAGCUGGCCCAAAAAGUUCCCCACAAGUUGACCAACCCUAAAUUCAACGAUCCUCACGUCAAGACCAACCUCCUGCUGCAGGCUCACCUGUCGCGCAUGCAGCUGAGCGCUGAGCUGCAGUCGGACACCGAGGAAAUCCUCAGCAAGGCGAUCCGGCUGAUCCAGGCCUGCGUGGAUGUGUUAUCCAGUAACGGCUGGCUCAGCCCCGCGCUGGCCGCCAUGGAGCUGGCGCAGAUGGUGACACAGGCGAUGUGGUCGAAGGAUUCUUACCUCAAGCAGCUGCCUCACUUCACCUCGGAGCACAUCAAACGCUGCACGGACAAGGGGGUGGAGAGCGUCUUUGACAUCAUGGAGAUGGAGGACGAAGACCGGAACGCCCUGCUGCAGCUCUCGGACGCCCAGAUCGCCGAUGUCGCUCGAUUCUGUAACCGUUACCCCAACAUCGAGCUCUCCUACGAGGUGGUGGAGAAGGAGAGCAUCCGCAGCGGGGGGCCUGUGGUGGUGCUGGUGCAGCUGGAGCGUGAAGAGGAGGUCACCGGGCCGGUCAUCGCUCCCCUUUUCCCCCAGAAACGCGAGGAGGGUUGGUGGGUGGUGAUCGGCGACUCCAAAUCCAACAGCCUCAUCUCCAUCAAGCGGCUGACGCUGCAGCAGAAAGCCAAGGUGAAGUUGGAUUUCGUGGCUCCGGCCACAGGGACGCACAACUACACGCUGUAUUUCAUGAGCGACGCCUACAUGGGCUGCGACCAGGAGUACAAGUUCAGCGUGGAUGUGAAGGAGGCGGAAAGCGACAGCGACUCCGACUAACGACGGUCCCCGAGGGGCCGCAGAUCCCGGCAAGGUUCCCCCUGUCAUUCAGCCACCAAACCCCAGCCGCGGUAGCGCUUGUGUCACCUCCCUUUGUGUGGCUUCUGUGUAUUUUCCUGGGUUUUCGUUGUUUUGGUGGGGUUUUUUUUAAGAUGUUGAUGCUUUGUACAGUGUUUUUAGACGAGAAUAAAUCUUGAGACCCA